This is a messenger RNA of Aureobasidium pullulans EXF-150, 2200 nucleotides long. RefSeq lists its product as uncharacterized. The coding region runs from base 136 to 2040 and encodes 634 amino acids. NCBI's taxonomy places the organism in Eukaryota, Fungi, Ascomycota, Dothideomycetes, Dothideales, Saccotheciaceae. The record is from RefSeq and is a predicted model, not a curated record. The transcript has a single exon.
CUUGGCCGAGUGAUAAUCCCCACCUCACCGCCCGGAUAUACCACCACACACGACACACACGACAUUUCCCUCCGUCCUUGAAUCCCUCUCUCGACUGCUGGCAGCUCGGAGUUGACAUGUGCUCUGAGCUGCGAUAUGCCCCAUUCCAAAUACGACAGUCCGCCGGAAUCAAACCAUUACAACCCGUUUUUCACUGGCAGAAUCCGUGAUGGCGACGGCCGUGAAAGAAGUCCAACUCCUACCACCGACAGAAAUGAUAUUAUACGACGACUGAAAGCAAGAGGCGAUGUAGACCGACAGCAUGAACAACCGCCGUCAACUACACGAAUACCGACCGAGACCGACAGCAAUGCACUAGGCCUUGACAUCCUCCGUCCGCGCUCGGCUUUGCACCGCGGCGACUUUAGAGAAGAGUCGGAAUCUCAACAUGCCAUAUCCACUUCUCCCAUUGUACCAUGGCAUGCUCAAUCGCACUUCCUACAACGUCCACGAGCUGCCUCUCAGGCUUCAAUUUCAGGCAGCUUCUCCUACCAACCACCCACAAGUCCGCUCGUCCAUCAAGCUAAUGCUGCCGAUAUGCCUGAUCACUCGCCUGAUCACUUUACACCUACGCGUAUCCUACAUCCGAACUUGCAUCGCCAUUCGUCCCUUCGCGCCUUCCCCUACCAAGCCCAUCAACCUCGCCGUUCAAUAGGUUCAAUAGGCAGCCUGCCACAACCACCCUUCCCUUCAGCCCGUCGUCCAUCAAUCUCUGACGCCUCACCUCUUCAACACGCCCCUAUGGUUGGUUCAUACGAGGAAAGCAUUCUCCGUGGUCGCAUGUCAACAACUCCCUCCAAACCUCUGGACUUUGUCGCUCAAAUAGGUGUCUUGGGAAAAGGCGACUGCAAGCCAAGUCUCAAAUGUCCUCCUCAUGUCGCCAUACCCUUUCCUGCAGUCUUUUACAGCUACGCUUCUGGAACGUCGACAGAUCCUGAACCAAGUCCAUAUGUGGGAAUGCUAGAUCUGGAGAACACCUUGAAGAAGCCUGACGAUCCCGAAGCUCUGGCGGCAAGGAGACGCCGAAAACAUCAAGAACACAGCCACACUGCACUGAAGCAUCACGACACAUUUCACAUUUCUCAUGAUGACGAGACUUCGCGUCAACGACGUCAACACAAGAUGAGUCGCCGCAUAAACAGCUUACCUGGCGGAUCUUACCGCAUACCUGAGAUCGGCCAACUCCAGAUCAUCAUCAAGAACCCGAACAAAACAGCUGUAAAGCUCUUUCUAGUUCCAUACGACUUAUCCGACAUGCCACCUGGCACCAAGACAUUCAUUCGUCAACGCUCAUAUUCUGCUGGCCCUGUUGUCGACAUGCCGCUGUCAUCCAUGCGCAAUUAUGGCACCGAUCGACCUGAGGCUGCCAUUGGAGGACUCGAUGAUCCAAGAGAUAGACCGGUCCUGCGUUAUCUGAUCCAUCUGCAUAUCUGCUCGCCGGCAAAAGGGAAAUACUACCUGUACAAAAGCGUGCGCGUCGUCUUUGCGAACAGGGUACCGGACGGGAAGGAGAAGUUACGAACAGAGAUGCAGAUGCCUGAGCCUAGAUAUUCUGCUUGGAAGCCGACAUCGACAGAGACCGCCGAUUCUGCAGCCAUGGCGGCGGCGAAGGUGGAAGAGGCAAAAAGGAGGAGGAGAAGUGCUGUCUUCCCUUCUCAUUCCACUCUUUCACUGUAUCCUCAGCACUCACCCGCUUCUGGAUCUAUGGACAGCAAUAUUUCGUUCUCGGAUCUCUCGUUCCGCCACCCUGAUGCGCGACCGCCAUUACCGACACUGCAAUCUCGACCGGCUAGCCGCGACAGUAGGGGUGAUAUCGAUAUGGAUAUGAAUAUGGAUCUCGACUUCGAACCCUCUGCUUCCCCGCACAACUCUGCAUUCGGACAAAGAAAGGACGCAUUCACCUUCGAGAGACGGGAAGGACGGUCUGAGAGCAGAGGCAAACAGGAGAGUCUGUUGAGUAAGAAGUUGAGAGACUUGGAAGUUCGUGGUAAACAAGCAUAGUCAUGGGUGAUUUGUAUUUCAUGGCGUUUUUCGGUUUGGACCAGGUCAGCAAUCGCUCUCUCGGAAGGUUAUGGGAAAUUUUGGGAUUGGAAUGGCAGGGACAAAAUGGCGUUUUUGAAAGUAGUGAUGAAUCGCUUGGCUCUGCGUUAUAUGGAAUUUG